Messenger RNA from Diceros bicornis minor, 4541 nucleotides. It is a transcript of the gene LRFN1, whose product is annotated as leucine rich repeat and fibronectin type III domain containing 1. Gene Ontology annotation, molecular function: protein binding. The record is from RefSeq and is a predicted model, not a curated record. NCBI's taxonomy places the organism in Eukaryota, Metazoa, Chordata, Mammalia, Perissodactyla, Rhinocerotidae. The transcript is spliced from 5 exons. The coding region runs from base 1509 to 3824 and encodes 771 amino acids.
UGGGUGGGGGGGAUGGGCCGCCGGUAGGUGGACAGAUGGAGGGAUGAGAGGCCGAGGGAUGGACAGAUGGGCCCGAGGGGAGGAACAUAGACCCGGCCUUUCUCCACCAACCCCACCCCAAUCCCCCCUACCUGCCAGAUCUCCGCAGAUGGGGCCAGAGUUGCCUGCAUCCAGAUGGCCAGGCUGGGGGACCUUUGGGCUGCUGGUGGGAGGAUCUAGGACUGGUGCUGUAGGACUCAGCCCCCCAACCCUCUGAGAUUCGACCUGCUGAACUCUGACCUGUGGCACUGCCUUUUGCCCUGGUUGGUGGGAGGGGGGGAUGUUAGCAUUUCUUUGGCCUGGGAAGUAGGAGGGGUGAGGGUGCCUCAGGGCUGGGAGGAAUGUGUGUCCACGGCUGUGUGUGUGAAUCUGUGCCUAUCUGUAGACUCUGCCACUAUGGGUCAAUAUUUUGUGUGCAUUUGUAAGUGUGUAAAUCCCUUCUAGGGCUGUUGUGUGAGCAUGUGUCUAUUAUGAGUGAACAUCUUAGAGUGUCUGUGCAAAGGUGAAUCUUUUUGUGCCUGUGUGCUCGUUUGAGUAUGUAUCAGCCUUGUCAGUGUCUGUGUACGCUUGUGGUUCUGUGUACGUGUGUGAGGUGUGUAUCAGCUAGUGUGUGCAUUGGAGCAUCUGUUGGUAUAGGAAUGUAUCAGCUUUGUGACCGUGCAUCACAGGGAUAUGUGAAGUUGUAUGAGUGUGUUUGGGCAUUUAAGAGUGUGCACCUGUGUACCUUUGAUUGUGCAAGUGAGUAUCUGUUAUAUGUGUGUGCCCUCUGUUGGUGAGUGUGCAAGGGUAUGUCUGUUACAGGUGCAUGUCCCUAGUUGUCUGCAAGGGGGCACAUGGGUUUCUCUGUUGUAUGUGUGCAUCUGUGUGUGUGAAUGUGCAAGGGAAAGUCAGUGUUGUACAUGUGUGGUUGUGUGCAGGUGUGUCGACCUGGAGGGCAUGUGUCUGUCCAUGUUGUGAGUCCAUUUAGGUGUCAGUGUUGGUCUCUCAGGAGUGGGGUUGGGUAUGUUCAAACAUAGAUGAGCAGGGUGAUAUGCCCACACAUGUCUGUGUUCCCAGCACAAGGCUGACCCCGCUUCUGGGCCCAGUGAGAUUGAGGCCCAGACCUGUGGCAUGACAUGUGGUGUGCUGGGGUCCAUGGACACAAGUGUGUUCACGUCCCAGGCCAAGAGCCCAUGGAGGACGGGUGGCACGCAGAUCUUGCUGGCGUGUCCAUGGAAGUCCAGAUGCAGAGAUUGGGUCGUGGGCCCGUAAGGGUUUUGGCAUGACCACACGUGUUGGUGUGACAAUCGUGUGAUGGCGAGGAUGGGACCGCUUGGCUCUUCCCCAGCUCCUAGUACCACUCAGGUACUGGCCCAGGCCCUGACUCCCUGCAGAGAGAUGAAGAAACCGAGAUUCAGAGAGGUUCAGACAUUUGCCGGAGGUCACACAGCUAAUCUCACCUCCCCCUACUCCCGCCUUCCCCCUGCACCAUGGCUCCGGGCCCCUUCUCCUCCGCGCUCCUCUCGCCACCGCCCGCUGCCCUGCCCUUUCUGCUGCUCCUCUGGGCGGGGACAUCUCAUGGCCAGCCCUGCCCCGGCCGCUGCAUCUGCCAGAAUGUGGCGCCCACGCUGACCAUGCUGUGCGCCAAGACCGGCUUGCUCUUCGUGCCGCCGGCCAUCGACCGGCGCGUGGUGGAGCUGCGCCUCACCGACAACUUCAUCGCGGCCGUCCGCCGCCGGGACUUCGCCAACAUGACCAGCCUGGUGCACCUGACCCUCUCCCGGAACACCAUUGGCCAGGUGGCAGCCGGCGCCUUCGCCGACCUCCGCGCCCUGCGCGCACUGCACCUGGACAGCAACCGCCUGGCCGAAGUGCGCGGCGACCAGCUCCGCGGCUUGGGCAACCUCCGCCACCUGAUCCUUGGCAACAACCAGAUCCGCCGGGUGGAGUCGGCGGCCUUCGACGCCUUCUUGUCCACGGUGGAGGACCUGGACCUGUCCUACAACAACCUCGAGGCCCUGCCGUGGGAGGCCGUAGGCCAGAUGGUGAACCUCAACACCCUCACGCUGGACCACAAUCUCAUCGACCACAUCGCCGAAGGGACCUUCGUGCAGCUUCACAAACUGGUCCGCCUGGACAUGACCUCCAAUCGCCUCCAUAAACUGCCCCCUGAUGGGCUCUUCCUGAGGUCGCAGGGCACCGGGCCAAAACCGCCCACGCCGCUCACGGUCAGCUUUGGCGGCAACCCGCUGCAUUGCAACUGCGAGCUGCUCUGGCUGCGGCGGCUGACCAGAGAAGAUGACCUGGAGACGUGCGCCACCCCCGAGCACCUCACUGAUCGCUACUUCUGGUCCAUCCCCGAGGAGGAGUUCCUGUGUGAACCCCCGCUGAUCACGCGGCAGGCGGGGGGCCGGGCGCUGGUGGUGGAGGGCCAGGCGGUCAGCCUGCGGUGCCGCGCGGUGGGUGACCCCGAGCCGGUGGUGCAUUGGGUGGCCCCUGACGGGCGGCUGCUGGGGAACUCGAGCCGGACCCGGGUCCGGGGGGAUGGGACGCUGGAUGUAACUAUCACCACCUUGCGGGACAGCGGCACGUUCACUUGCAUUGCCUCCAAUGCCGCCGGGGAAGCCACGGCACCCGUGGAGGUGUGCGUGGUGCCUCUGCCGCUGAUGGCGCCCCCGCCGGCCGCCCCGCCGCCUCUCACCGAGCCUGGCUCCUCCGACAUCGCCACGCCCGGCCGACCUGGUGCCAACGAAUCGGCCGCUGAGCGGAGGCUCGUGGCAGCCGAGCUCACCUCAAACUCCGUGCUCAUCCGCUGGCCAGCCCAGAGGCCCGUGCCUGGCAUCCGCAUGUACCAGGUCCAGUACAACAGCUCCGCCGAUGACUCCCUCGUCUACAGGAUGAUCCCAUCCACCAGCCAGACCUUCCUGGUGAAUGAUCUGGCGGCGGGCCGCGCCUACGACCUGUGCGUGCUGGCUGUCUACGACGACGGGGCCACGGCGCUGCCGGCCACGCGGGUGGUGGGCUGCGUGCAGUUUACCACGGCUGGGGACCCGGCGCCCUGCCGCCCGCUGAGGGCCCAUUUCCUGGGCGGCACCAUGAUCAUCGCCAUCGGGGGCGUCAUCGUCGCCUCGGUCCUCGUCUUCAUCGUCCUGCUCAUGAUCCGCUACAAGGUCUACGGGGACGGCGACGGCCGCCGCGGCAAGGGCACCUCCCGGUCGGCGCCGCGGGUCAGCCACGUGUGCUCGCAGACCAACGGCGCAGGCGCGCCGCAGGCCCCGCCCCCGCCGGCGCAGGACCGCUACGAGGCGCUGCGCGAGGCGGCGCCCGCGGCUGCUGCGGCGGCGGCCGUCGAGGCCAAUGCCGCGGCGGCCGAGACGGAUUCCGCGGAGCCGGAGGCGGUCCUGGGACGCUCGCUGGGCGGCUCGGCCACCUCGCUGUGCCUGCUGCCGUCCGAGGAGACCUCGGGGGAGGAGUCUUGGGGCGCGGCGGGCCCUCGGAGGAGCCGAUCCGGGGCCCUGGCAGGGCCGCCAGCUUCGGCGCCCCCCACGCUAGCUCUGGUUCCCGGGGGGGCGCCGGCCCGGCCGAGGCCGCAGCAGCGCUAUUCGUUCGACGGGGACUACGGGGCGCUCUUCCAGAGCCACAGUUACCCGCGCCGCGCCCGGCGGACAAAGCGCCACCGGUCCACGCCGCAUCUGGACGGGGCCGGCGGGGGCGCGGCCGGGGAGGACGGAGACCUGGGGCUGGGCUCCGCCAGGGCGCGCCUGGCCUUCACCAGCACCGAGUGGAUGCUGGAGAGCACCGUGUGACGCCGGGCGGACGAGGGGCAGAGCGCAGCGCCCGGACGGCGGACGGCUCCUCCUGGAGGGGCGGGGCUGCCUCCGGCUGCGGCCCGAGGCCGCGCCCCGCGCCCGGGGGAUGGGGGCGCCGGCUCCCCUCCCCCGCGGACCCCCGCCCCUCCUGCCCCUCCCCCCGCGCGCUCGCGGACCUCGCUGGAGCCGGUGCCUUACACAGCGAAGCGCGGGGAGGGGCAGGGCCCCCCGACACUGCAGCACUGAGACACGAGCCCCCUCCCCCCGCCCGGACCCGGGGCAGGGGCGAGGGGCCCAUUUCUUGUAUCUGGCUGGACUAGAUCCUGUUCUGUCCCGCGGCGGCCUCCAAAGCCCCCAGCCCCGCCCCACUCACCUACCAGGUCCCGUCGGGCCUGGCUUGGGGUCCCCCUUUCUCUGUUCUCGUUUGUCUCUGUCCCCCACUCUGUCAUCCGUGUCUUCCGUGUCUGUCCUUCCCUAUUUGUCUCUCCUUUCUCCUGUCGUCUCUCCCUCUGCCCUCCCCUAUUUUGUCCAGUCUCCCUGUCUCUCCCCCCUACACAUUCUCCCGGGCAGGUGCCACUGGAAGGACCAGACUCCCCUAUUCCAUCCUCUUCCCCAAAUAAAUCCUCACAAGAACAAAAUCCAAAACCAAAUCCUCCUCCCUCGCGGAGCCGGGACCCUCCGCCGCAGCAGAAUUAAACUUUUUUCUGUGUCUGA